AUGGAUGUGGCUGUGAACAACACACUCAACUUUGCGGAAAGUUUCUUCAUCUUUGAGCUCGGCUUUGUGCCAAUUGAAAUGGCGAUCAAUGGAUUUGCUUUCUUUAUCGUUGUCAAACAUACACCGGAAAAGAUGAAAGAAUAUAGAAAAUAUUUGAUAACUGUACAGAGUCUUAUUGUAAUCAGUUUGAUGGCCAAUAUUUGCGGUUUAAUGUCAACAUUGAUGUAUCGACGAAAUCAAAUGCUUCCACCUGGCAAUAAAAUGAAGCUUUCCGAGGGGCAAAUGCGUAUUGUGCACUUUGGUGGAAUCUUAGGAAAUAUCAUCAACUGUACUUUCUUCGUGAUCGCCAGUCAGGAUAACGCGGGACCACUAGGAGCAACGUUUUUUCUUUUCAUGUUACCGAUGGGAUUUAGUUUCAUUGCGAUUUUUAUUCACAUAGAUGUUAACAUUCUCGAACAACUUCUCUCGUAUCUACCAUGUUUUCACUCAACCGCUUACACAUUGAUCUUAUUAAUCUACACACCGGUUUACUUUGACGCAACAUUGUGUUAUCUUCGGAUUAAGAAAAGAUUCCCGAAUGCGAAGACCGACUUUGAU
Molecule: messenger RNA, 597 nt
Organism: Mesorhabditis belari
Lineage: Eukaryota; Metazoa; Nematoda; Chromadorea; Rhabditida; Rhabditidae
Source: the annotation of a GenBank genome assembly